Rotaria socialis is the source of this 771-nucleotide messenger RNA. NCBI's taxonomy places the organism in Eukaryota, Metazoa, Rotifera, Eurotatoria, Philodinida, Philodinidae. The record is from the annotation of a GenBank genome assembly.
AUGGCACGCAGGGAUAUUUCUUAUAUGAUUCCGGUCCGUCCGCCAAAACGUUUUCAAUCGUCAGCCAAUAUCAAAUCAGAUCGACUGAGAAAAGGAGGUCUAUUGAAAGGCCAAUUUUUAUUUGCGCCUGAAAUAUGUAUACCCGAAGAUGAAGUUUUACCAUCAUGUUCAGAAUCUACAAUUAAAACUACAAAGAAUUCAUUACCAUUAGCAAAGCGAACUGUACAUGAUGAUAAUAAUGAAUCUAUUUCGACGUUACGUCGAAGUCAACGUCAAAUAAGCAAACAAAUAGCUAUAACAAAAUAUAAAUCAGCAACAUCGUUUGAUUCCUAUAUUGAAAGACAAUGUGAAGAUGGCUUGGAAGCUCGCGAUACUAAAACUAUUAGAGGACGUGGUGUUUAUACGACAAGAAAAUUUUUUCGUAAUGAUUAUAUUGUUGAAUAUGCUGGAGAAUUAUUAACACAACAUGAAGCUCGACAACGGGAAAGUUUAUAUGGGCGUAAUCAUAAUAUCGGCUGUUAUAUGUAUUAUUUCAGAUGGGGAGAAAAAGUCUUUUGUGUGGAUGCUACUGAAGAAACAAAUCGACUCGGUCGUUUGAUAAAUCAUAGUCGAAAAAAUAGCAACUGUCAACCCAAAGUAUUCGUUGUAAAAGAUCAACCACGUCUGAUUUUAGUUGCAUUACGUGACAUUGAAAUAGACGAAGAGCUAUAUUAUGAUUAUGGUGAACGUCGUAAAGAUAUUGUUGAAGCAUUUCCUUGGUUAAAUGAAUAA